AGCUCCGCCCACCCCGGAAAAGUACGAAUGAGCAUAUUUUUAUUUUUAAGGUGACGUGGAUUCGUCUGAAGUGCUGCUGCUCGCGACCUUUCGGCUAUUUCUUCGCUUAAAAACAUAGAUCGGAUUCUCCUGCGCGUCUUUCCAAGCAAUGUCCAGAUAUGAUAUUACAUGUACGCGCAUGUUGUUGACUGGAUUUUGAGAAGAAAGCAGCGAUUCUGAGGAAUCCGAAGAAGCAUCUGAAACAGGUGUUGUCAUGACAGCAAGACUGGAAUGUUUAGGACCACGAGUCGCUGGUCGAUCCAUGAGUUUCUGUGUGCUGUUUCUUUGCCUGCUGCCUCACUUUGUCUUGGCAGUCAGUUACAAGCAAGGAGACCCAGUGAUUCUUUAUGUUAAUAAAGUUGGGCCAUAUCACAACCCCCAGGAAACCUAUCACUAUUACACUCUGCCAGUGUGUAGACCUAAAGAGGUCCAUCAUAAAGCCUUGAGUCUGGGAGAGGUGUUGGAUGGAGAUCGUAUGGCGGAGUCUCUAUAUAACAUCCGCUUCAGGGAAAAUGCUGAGCGACAAUCACUGUGCCAGCUCACACUCUCUGAGAAAGAGGUGGACCAGUUGCGAGAGGCCAUUGAGGAGCUGUAUUACUUUGAGUUUGUCCUAGAUGACAUUCCCAUCUGGGGUUUCGUGGGAUACAUGGAAGAGAGUGGAUUCCUGCCUCAUAGCCACAAGGUGGGGUUGUGGACCCACUUGGACUUCAACAUAGAGUACAAUGGCGACUCUGUGAUCUUUGCCAAUGUGUCUGUGAAGGAUGUAAAGCCGGUGCCAUUAGAGGAAGGUGGGAUAGGGGCAGGCCAUGGUGCUGCUGGCGGCAGUGGUGGUUUAUCGGUCACCCACACCUACAGCGUGCGCUGGUUUGAGAGCUCGUUAGCCCACUCGCGCCGGGCGGAACGCCUUAGAGACUAUUCCUUUUUUCCUAAGACUCUGGAGAUCCACUGGCUGUCCAUCAUUAACUCACUGGUGCUGGUGGUGCUUCUGCUGGGCUUUGUCAUCAUCAUCCUCAUGAGGGUGUUGAAAAAUGACUUUGCAAGGUAUAAUGUGGAGGAGGAUGGGGGCUGUGACGACCUUGAUCAGGGGGAUAAUGGCUGGAAGAUCAUCCACACAGAUGUAUUUCGCUUCCCACCAUAUAAGAGCCUGCUGUGUGCAGUAUUAGGAGUUGGGGCGCAGUUUCUGACCCUGGCCACAGGAAUCAUAGUCAUGGCACUUCUGGGAAUGUUUAAUGUCCAUCGUCAUGGUGCCAUAAACUCGGCAGCGAUUGUUUUGUAUGCUCUGACCAGCUGUGUGUCAGGUUACUGUUCCUGCAGCUUCUACACACAGAUUCAAGGCCAGCGCUGGGUCUGGAAUAUUAUCCUCACUUCUGCACUAUUCUCUGCUCCCCUCUUUUUCACCUGGAGUGUGGUCAACUCUGUUCAUUGGUGGAGCGGAUCGACUCAAGCCCUGCCUGCCACCACAGUGCUUUUGUUGCUAGGCGCCUGGGUGCUGGUGGGCUUCCCCCUCACAGUCAUCGGUGGAAUCGUUGGAAAGAAUAGAGCAGGAAACUUCCAGGCCCCGUGUCGCACACGCAACAUACCCCGCCAGAUCCCUCAGCAGCCCUGGUACAAACACACGGCCGUGCACAUGGCCAUCGGAGGGUUCCUGCCAUUCAGUGCCAUCUCAGUAGAACUGUACUACAUAUUUGCCACCGUGUGGGGUCGUGAGCACUACACUCUCUACGGCAUCCUGCUGUGUGUCUUUGCCAUCCUGCUCUCCGUGGGUGCCUGCAUCUCUGUGGCCCUCACCUACUUCCUGCUCUCAGGCGAGGACUAUCGCUGGUGGUGGCGAAGUGUUCUGAGUACCGGCUCCACCGGCAUCUUUAUAUUUGUUUACUCUCUUUUCUACUACCACAAUCGCUCCAACAUGAGCGGCCUUGUUCAGAGUGUUGAAUUCUUCGGAUAUUCUUUGCUCACUGCGUUUGUUUUCUCACUCAUGUUGGGAACGGUCUCCUUCUGGGCUUCUCUGGCUUUUAUCCGUUAUAUCUACCGUAGCCUUAAAAUGGACUAAUGGGUGGAAGCUGAUCACUUCCUCUCGAACUGCCCAAAAUGGGGAAGAUCAAGAGACUUAUGGACCAAGCCCUCAUGGAGCCCUGCAUGUGCAGGUUGUGUGUUGAUGAUUUAUAUUAAACUGUCAAACUGUUUCUGAUGACAAUUUAAAGGGUUAGUUCACCCAAAAUUAAAUUUCUGUCAUAAUUUACUUAUCCUCUCAUGUUGUUCCAACCCAUGUGAAUUGCUUUCUUGCAUGGAACAUGAGCUUGGAAUUCUGCUAGAUACAGUAACUCCAUUUUGUAUUUAACACUAGAAAGAUGGUAAUACAGGUUUAGAGUGGCAUGAGGGUGAGUAAAUGACAGAAUUGUCAUUUUUGGGUGCACUAUCCCUUUAAGAGGACUAAGAGACACUAAUAGGGAAUAGACAAAAGUGACGGACAAGACUAAUUUAAUAUUUUUUGCUCACCAACACCCUGAUAUUUAAAAUGCACAGAUACAUAGUUGCUUGAACAAAUACAGGAGUAUUUUAGACUCAUUUGAAUUGUUUUGCAGAACAUGAAACUGUUGCAUAUCUAAAAAUACAUUGCCUACCUUGUAUCCAAGCCCAAAAAUACUCGAGUUCUUUUUCUUCUUGGAUUUUGUUAAAGAAAAUCUUGUGAAUCCAAAAAUGACAAUGUCAAAUUUAAAUAUUGGGGGGGGGACAGAAAUCAGAGGCCUUCAUAACUAAUGUUCACAGGACAAUUGAGGAGCACUUAUACUGCAGGUGAAUUUAUUUACGAUGAAUACGUGCAGAUGUCUGCUUAUAUGGAAGGGAAAUAUCUUAAAGAGAAAUGUCAUUGUAUGCAAUUUGUGCAAUAUACAGAUUUUUGACCAUAAGAGCAGUUUGAAGGAAAAUCUUAAGAAAUUAUUAGGUUCUGGUAGCAAUACAACGAUCUUAAGUCUCCAACGGUGUUCAGCUGAAAUGUAAAUGUUUUCAAUAGUCAUUUUAUUAUGUUAAGAGAAAUAAAUGUGGGUGAAAAGCAA
Messenger RNA from Myxocyprinus asiaticus (Chinese sucker), 3092 nucleotides. Its product is annotated as transmembrane 9 superfamily member 1-like. Lineage: Eukaryota; Metazoa; Chordata; Actinopteri; Cypriniformes; Catostomidae. Gene Ontology annotation, cellular component: membrane. Gene Ontology annotation, biological process: protein localization to membrane. The transcript has 9 exons. The coding region runs from base 254 to 2089 and encodes 611 amino acids. The record is from RefSeq and is a predicted model, not a curated record.